AUGCGACAUAUAAUUAAUUUAGGCGGUGGAUCAGCAUUAUUACCAUUACCUAUUGAUAUACUCUCACUUGAAGAAAAAAUUCAAAUAAUUAAAUUACUACAAAGUCAAGGAGCAACUAUUCAAGAACUAAAUACAGUUCGACAGUCUAUGAGUCAACUUAAAAAUGGUGGACUUGCACGAAUAUCUAAAGCUAAAACUAUUAUUGGAUUGAUUCUUUCUGAUGUUAUUGGAGAUCCACUUGAAUUCAUUGCAUCUGGACCUACAUUUUACAGUGGCAAUAAAAAUCAACAAGCACUCAAUAUUUUCAAUAAAUAUGAUCUUACGGAUCGGAUUCCUAAUCAAUUUUUUCAAUAUUUAAAAGAAAAUGAAACGUUUAACAACGAUCAAAAUAUAUUUUCCAUUAAACAAAUUGAUAAUAUUAUUGUGGGAAGUAAUCGCAUUGCAUUAGAGGCAGCUGCUCGUCUAUGUCUUCAGUCGAGCGCCUAUGUCCCUUUUAUUAUGACGACCUGUUUACAAGGCGAAGCACGCGAAGUUGGCUGUCGCAUUGUUGAACUCAUUAAAGCAAACUCAUCUCAUCUAUUUUAUAAUGAUAAUAUUGCUUCUUUAUUUACUGAUAAACAAACAUUUGAUGCUUUUCAAAUAUUCAGAAAAGAGCACAAACGCUAUUGUCUUUUAUUAGGCGGUGAAACAACAGUAGUGAUGAAAAAUGAGAUUGGAAAAGGUGGUCGAUGUCAAGAGCUUGCAUUAGCUGCAGCAUUAUCUAUUGACAGUAGUAACGAAGAUGAUACAUCGCUACUUAUAUUAGCAGCCGGUUCAGAUGGAAUCGAUGGACCGACUGAUGCAGCUGGUGCUUUUGCGUUCAACGGUAUGAUUACUAAUCAGGAUGACAUUCAACAAGCCUAUGCGUCACUUGAUAAGCAUGAUGUGUACACAUACUUAAACGAAAUAAAUAAUGGUGAAAAUCUUCUCAAAAUUGGACAUACUAGUACGAAUGUUAUGGAUAUUAUUAUUGUACUUGUUGAAAAUAAAGAAAAAUAA
Molecule: messenger RNA, 1038 nt
Organism: Rotaria socialis
Lineage: Eukaryota; Metazoa; Rotifera; Eurotatoria; Philodinida; Philodinidae
Source: the annotation of a GenBank genome assembly